AUGGCGAAAGACGUGAGAGCUCUGUACGCAGCGGCGGCGACGGGCACACCGAGCGACGACAAGACGGCCGCGUUCGCCGACGCGUGCGUCGCGAUGGCCAAGUCGACGGCUGCGUCGGAUGGCCUCGCCCAGCUUAUCCUGCCCGCAGCGACGUUCAAGGGCAAGGACGCGCCUGCGAACAAGCUGGCGCUGCUCCAGCUGCAGGUGCUCUGUCGCUUAACGCUGCAAGCAAGUGUGAAAGAGGACCCAUGGUCCAAGGUCCAGAAGAAGGAGCUUAUUUCGCUGCUCUCGCUCUUGGCGAUGACCAUGGACGCUGCCUCGAUGCAGAGCAGCAGCCACGAGCAGCUGCAUCACGAGCACUCGGCCUUCUCGUGGUUUAUCCUCGACACGAUCGUGUCAAGAUUCCAGCGUCUCCUGCCCAAGACAAUGAAGCGGCUCUUGAAAGAGCUUGAAAUCGAGUCGACAGAGUCCAAGCCGGCACCGGCGUUAAAGCUGCCCCUCACGCUGCCCAAGGAGCUCGUGAAGGAGCCCAUGACGCGCCAAUCGAGCAGCGAAUACGUCAUCGCUGAAGUCCUUAGCCAAGAGGCCACAUCGCACACCGCCGCGACCAACCCACUGCCCGUCCAGCAGCUUGGCUCCUUUAAAGAGUUUCUGCUGCCAACGGUCAAGCCACUAAUCAAGAGUAGUCUGCUCAGCAGGUCGUCGUCGGUCCCGCUCACAAGGAGUUCGUCCGAGUUUGACUCGCCUCGGGUCGCCAACGCGCCGCCACCGCCAACCAAGCUCCAGCCCAUGGUCAUGAAAACACCCGACCGACCACAGCGUCCGGCGGCUAAGAAGCGUCUCGUGCUCGUCGCGUCGUCGCCGCCGCUCCGACGCCCGGUGAAGCGCAACAUCUCGGCGCUCAGUCUCCUCAAGAAGCCAGAACCAUCGUCGUAGCACUCCGAAAUGCAUCAUCUUAGUCGUCUA
Molecule: messenger RNA, 966 nt
Organism: Saprolegnia parasitica CBS 223.65
Lineage: Eukaryota; Oomycota; Saprolegniomycetes; Saprolegniales; Saprolegniaceae
Exons: 3
Coding region: 1-936 (311 amino acids)
Source: RefSeq, a predicted model, not a curated record